CAAACAAAUUCAUAUUAGCAGUGUGUUCCUUUGCACUUUCCAUCACUCACAGCCUCAAAACACCUCAAUCCAAACAAACCAGAAACCACCAAAUAAAGCUCUUCAUCCAAAAUUCAAUGCCUUAUCAUUAGAAAACUAAGAACAAAAUCACAAUCAAAUCAAAUCCCAUUUAGCGUCUCCCUCAACUCCAUCCAUGGCAACCAAAAUUCACAGCAAUUCCAACAGUAACCAGUCUCCUCUGCUCGGUCGGUACGAGAUCGGCAAACUUCUCGGCCAUGGAACCUUCGCCAAGGUCUACCAUGCCCGUAAUGUUAAGACCAGCGAGAGCGUUGCCAUCAAAGUUAUUGACAAAGAGAAGAUUCUUAAAGGCGGUCUUAUUGCUCAUAUCAAGCGUGAAAUCUCCAUUCUCCGCCGUGUUCGCCACCCCAAUAUUGUUCAGCUUUUUGAGGUCAUGGCCACCAAGGCCAAGAUCUACUUCGUCAUGGAAUAUGUCCGCGGUGGUGAAUUGUUUAAUAAGGUCGCUAAGGGAAGGUUAAAAGAGGAGGUGGCUCGGAAAUAUUUCCAGCAAUUGAUCUCUGCUGUCGGCUUUUGUCAUGCCAGAGGCGUGUUUCAUCGAGAUCUCAAGCCGGAAAAUCUCUUGCUUGAUGAGAAUGGUGACUUGAAAGUCUCUGAUUUCGGCCUUAGUGCGGUCUCCGACCAGAUUAGACAAGAUGGUCUGUUUCAUACUUUUUGUGGGACGCCGGCAUACGUUGCGCCAGAAGUUCUGGCGAGAAAAGGGUAUGAUGCUGCGAAAGUGGAUAUCUGGUCUUGUGGGGUGAUUUUGUUUGUGUUAAUGGCUGGUUACUUGCCAUUCCAUGAUCAGAAUGUAAUGGUCAUGUACAAGAAGAUCUACAAGGGUGAGUUCAGGUGUCCUAGAUGGUUCUCUCCGGAGCUCAUUAGACUCCUCUCAAAGCUUCUUGACACAAAUCCUGAAACUCGAAUCACGAUCCCGGAGAUAAUGGAGAAUAAGUGGUUCAAAAGGGGGUUCAAGCAUAUCAAAUUUUACAUUGAGGAUGAUAAAGUUUUCAGUGUUGACGUUGAGGGACAACAGGAUGAUGCGGGUUCAUCCUCUGAUCAAUCACAGUGUGAAUCAGAACCUGAAAUGGAAACUCGAAGAAGGAUUACUUCAUUACCUAGACCUGCAAGUUUGAAUGCGUUUGACAUUAUAUCUUUCUCUCCUGGGUUUGAUUUAUCUGGAUUGUUUGAAGAGGGUGGAGAGGGAGCAAGAUUUGUUUCAGGGGCUCCUGUAUCCAAGAUUAUAUCAAAACUGGAGGAAAUUGCUAAAGUUGUGAGCUUUACGGUGAGGACAAAGGAUUACAGAGUAAGUUUAGAAGGGUCUAGAGAGGGAAUCAAAGGUCCAUUAACAAUUGCAGCUGAGAUAUUUGAGUUAACUCCAAAAUUAGUGGUGGUGGAGGUUAAGAAGAAAGGAGGAGAUAAAGGGGAGUAUGAGGAGUUCUGUAACAAGGAAUUGAAACCUGGGUUGCAGAAGUUGAUGCAGGAGGAAUCUGAAACUGCUGAUGCUGCUUCUUCACAAUUACCUACUGAACCUUUACAAUUACCUACUGAACCUUUACAAUUACCUACUGAAUCUUUACAAAUACCCACUGAACCAUUACCCAUUGACACCACACACUUACCUUCGGAUACCGAAUAGAGAGAGAAAGAAAAGGUUAUUUGCGGUCUUGGCGUGCUGCUCGUAAUAUGCCUGUAGAUUUACUACAAGCUGUGAGCCAAGGUGAGACGACAUGGUCUCCACGUUCUGCUUCUAGCUUGAAGGUUAACGUUGAUGCUGGAAUGAGGCAUAAUGGUGCUACGAUGGGUUUUGUGAUUAGAGACUUUGCCAGUCAUUUUGUGUUUGCUGGUCAAGGAUUUCGUGCAGGCAUGUAUCAACCUGUUGUACCUGAGUGCAUGACGGUCCGACAGGUUUGUUAUGGCUUUUACAGCACCGGAAGACUGACACUAUUAUCUUAGAAAUGGACUCUUUGCAAGUGUACCGGGCUAUCAGGAGCAGGAAUGUGAGGCUUGACGAAUUUGGAUCUUUAAUAGAGGAUUGCAUAUAUCUUGUUGGCCAACUCCCAAAUUUGUCUCUUGCUUGGGUUUGAAGGCGUGUGAGUGAGAUUGCUCAUCUGUUAGCUGCGUCAGCCUCGGAGGUAGCUAGCUUUUGUAGUUGGGAUACUCGUCCCUUUUUGUUGCUCAUUUUGUAAACUUUCUCUGAAUUUAUUAAUGCAUAUGAGUAUUUGCAUAUGAAAAAAAAAGAGAAAAUUUGUGAUUUUGCAUUAGAAAAAGAGUUUAUUUUACUUGUUUUUUUAGACUCAGGUCUCUUUGUCUGUCAAUGGCAUCCAUCUCUUAUCCCUCUAUGCCAUGCAUGGCUUUGAAUUGAGAGAAUUUUACUGCAACCUUUGGUUGUUUAGAGCCUUUGUUUGAUAAUUAGGUGAAAAAGGGGAUGGCACUGUGCUACUUCCUACCUGUGAUCCUCGGCCAUGCAUGUCUUUUGAAAGAAGAAACUCUCUCUG
Molecule: messenger RNA, 2552 nt
Organism: Manihot esculenta (cassava)
Lineage: Eukaryota; Viridiplantae; Streptophyta; Magnoliopsida; Malpighiales; Euphorbiaceae
Product: CBL-interacting serine/threonine-protein kinase 12
Exons: 2
Coding region: 194-1693 (499 amino acids)
Biological process (GO): signal transduction; protein phosphorylation
Molecular function (GO): ATP binding; protein kinase activity
Source: RefSeq, a predicted model, not a curated record